Molecule: messenger RNA, 5609 nt
Organism: Notodromas monacha
Lineage: Eukaryota; Metazoa; Arthropoda; Ostracoda; Podocopida; Cyprididae
Source: the annotation of a GenBank genome assembly
UUGUAUUCCGCAGAUGUCCUAGUUUUGUUUAAUGAAUUUUCUUGAGAAAAUCGUGCCGUGAAAGGAAAUGAAUCCUUAUGGUUCCGUGGAUGGUCAUAGAACGCUUGGCAAUCCUGGUGUGGGUCAAGCGCCACCAACAAUAACUCACAGCUUCCAGCCGUUGCAGCCCGUUGGAUCACCCACCAGGUUACCCGACGUUGUUCAACCUCCAAUGCCUCCGACUCCGUCUUUUCGUCCGCCACAGCCGCAAGUUGUGCAGCAAGGACCUCCGGUGGGCCUGUACCCGGGGACCCAAGGACCACAGCCAUCGUAUCCGAGUCCUGUUUCCGGUCCACCGUUCCCCGGAUAUGGACAAAAUGCCCCUCAGGCGAUGGCCCCUCAACAAUACCCACCACAGCAGCAGCCUCUCUAUGGAUCAUACCCUACAGAUGCACCCGUGCAAGCAAGUACCAUCAACCCAAUGCAACCACAACAACCACGACAAGGCUAUUGGGGAGAUGUUAAUCAAUUGUCCCAGGGAAUGGCUGGGAUGAGUGUGAACCAGGGUUUCAAUGCUGGUUGGGGCGUCGCGCCGAUUGACCUCCUCCAGAAUCGCCAUAUCAUACCGCCAAAUCCGGUUAUCGAGCCUCCGAAAAUUACCUUGCAGAACGAGUAUUGGAGCAGUGUGAACUGCGAGUCGGAUAUAUUUAGGUGUACGAUGACGAAAAUUCCAGAAACGUCGGGAUUGCUGCAGAAGUGUCGACUGCCUCUGGGCAUCCUCAUCCACCCGUUCAAGGAUCUCCCACGUUUGCCAGUGGUCCAGUGCAAUACGAUUGUCCGUUGCCGAGCAUGCAGAACCUACAUCAACCCAUUCGUCCACUUCAUCGAUAAACGCCGCUGGAAAUGCAACCUCUGUUUCCGCUCCAACGACGUCCCCGACGAAUUCCUCUUUGACCCGAAAAGCAGUACCUACGGCGACCCAGGCCGCCGCCCCGAGCUCCAAUCCGCCACCAUAGAAUUCAUCGCUCCUUCGGAAUACAUGCUCCGACCGCCGCAACCCGCCGCCUACGUAUUCCUCCUCGACGUGUCCUGGAACGCCGUACAAUCUGGCUAUUUGAAAAUCGUGUGUGACACGUUGCUCGCGCAUUUGCCCGACCGUUUACCCGGGGACUCGAGAACUUUGGUGUCAUUUAUCGCUUUCAAUUCCGCUCUGCAUUUCUUCGCGUUGUCGCCGGAGUGUUCGCGUCCGAAGUUGAUGACUGUGAAGGACGUGGACGACGUUUUCUUGCCGACCCCGGACACGUUGCUAGUGAACCUCGCGGAGAUUGGCUCGUGUGUCGAGGAUCUUUUGACUCAGUUGCCGAUGAUGUUCAACGAACCGGAUGCGGGAAAUGCUUUGGGAGCUGCGUUGCAGGCUGCGCACAAACUCCUUGGUCCCAUCGGAGGACGUGUGACAGUGUUUCAAACCCAAUUGCCGGAUGUGGGGCCGGGUGCGUUGAAAUCCCGCGAAGACCCGAACCAGCGAGCCGGGAAGGACGUGCACAACCUGAACCCCGCGACGGAUUUCUAUAAAAAGUUAGCUUUGGAUUGCUCUGCGCAACAGAUUUGCGUGGACUUAUGGCUCCUGAGCGGGCAAUACGCCGACUUGGCAACUCUCAGUGGAAUUUCCAAGUUCUCCGGUGGCUGUAUUCAUUAUAUACCCGGUUUUCACGUGACGAGAUUUCCCCUGAGUGGUGAAAAGUUGGAGGCGGAGUUGGGGCGGUAUUUGAGUCGGAAGAUCGGCUUCGAAGCCGUGAUGCGAGUCCGGUGCACCAGAGGCCUGGCUGUGCACACUUUCCACGGGAAUUUCUUCGUGCGAUCCACGGAUUUGCUUUCGUUGCCCAACGUGAACCCGGACGCGGGGUUCGGAAUGCAGGUUGUGAUCGAAGAAGCGUUGACCGGUGUCCAGAACGCGUGUUUCCAAGCCGCAGUGUUGUACACGUCUAGUAAAGGCGAGCGGAGGAUCCGAGUGCACACGCUUUGCUUGCCAGUGAGUGGGUCUUUGCCGCAGUUGUUGCACAGUGUGGACCAGGAGGCCGUGGUUGGGCUCCUGGCGAAAAUGGCGGUGGAUCGGACUGUGACGGCGUCGUUGACGGACGCCAGGGAAGCCUUUGUGAAUAUGGUGGUGGAUAUGUUGAGUGCUUUUAGGGCGGCAGAAGGCGGCGGUGGGAUGGGGCUGACGAGUGCGCCGAACGCGAGGUUGAUCCCGGUUUACGUGCUCGCGUUGAUGAAGAGUGUGGCGUUUAGAGUGGGAACGAGCACGAAACUGGACGACAGAGUGUUUUCGAUGUGUCAGAUGAAGGCGAGUUUUACUUCCUUGCCAUUAGCCGACCUUAUCCUGAUGGUGUAUCCUUGCCUGUAUCCCGUGCACAACAUGAGCGACGAGGACGCCAUCGUCGAGUCCGACGGAGAAAUAAUCCCGCAACCGCCGCGUCUCCCGCUGACGUACGAACGAAUCGACUCUGGCGGCGUUUAUCUCAUGGACUCUGGCGACAAGCUCACUUUUUAUGUGUGUCGAGCCAUCAACCCUGCCUGGAUCCUCGCCGUCUUCAACGUCCACCACUUUUCGCACAUUCAAGACGGGGCUAUCGAUUUGCCAGAGUUGGACACUCGGGAAUCGAAGCGCGUGCGAAGCUUUUUGGGCCACUUGCAAGCGCAGAAGUUUAUGCCGGCGACGCUGGUGGUGAUGCGAGAAGAUAGCAAGGAUCGCAUGGACUUCGUCCACAGGCUCGUGGAGGACAAAUCCGACUGUGGGUCGUCGUAUUACGAAUUCCUACAGAUGCUCAAAGGGCUAGUGAAAUGAUCGCGGCUUCACUCUUAGCAAUGCUAUUUUUUCUCCUCCUCUUCCUCCUCGAGGUUUCUUUUUAGUUUGUUCUGUCUCACUCUUUUUUCCCCUUGAUAUACGUAUGCAUACAUAUAUAUAUGUCUAUAUAUUCACUGUAUUUUCUGCUGGAUUUCGAAGGUGUUGUUUUGGGGAGGUCACGGAAUCGUGGGUAUCAUGUGUUUGCUAGGAGAAACAGUUCAGUUCGCCUAGUCCCGUUGCGUGAUUUCUUUUAAUGUUUGCUCUCCCACUUUUGCCCCGGUUUUGAACGCUUGGUGAUUUUCGAAGCCGUUGGUUCAGGACUUGAAAGUGGUUUUUUUUUCGGCUUACCAAUACUUAUUUUGAUGAAGAAAAGCCUUGAACUCCUAUCCUUGUGAUGCGGGUAAAGGCGGUGGAGCAGUUUAUUUAGGUUAGAAUUGUCAACGGUUUGGUUGUACCCCCUGUGUCCCAAAUCAUUGUUUAAUCGAUAAUAGUAUAAAAAACAGGGUCUUAAUAUUGUGUGAUGCUUAUUUAGGCUAGAUUAGGUUUUUUUUUAAACUUUUCCACAGUUGCACAUUGAUUACUCGGACGAAAACCCCCAUAUGUCGAUUUGUCUUUUGGUCUUGUCUGAAUACCCUUGAAAAUAGUGCUAUCUAAACCUCCCUGACUCGAAAGCUUUUCCUCGAAUGUCUAUAAGCGACAUCUGCCUGUCUUUUCAGAAACCUUCGCCCAUAUCCAACCGGGAUUACAUUCGAAAAGUGCCAAGACUUCAAUUUCAUGACUGAAAGUUCUUUCACGUGUUCCCUUUGCAAGAAUUCUGAUGUAUCCCAAUUUUAAAAUUUAGUUCGAUUGCGUUGUCCGCGUGAAUGAUGAAAAAUAUUUCGUCAUGUUUCAUUGAUACCGAAGAAAUCCACUCGGUGCAGUUCGCAAUUUUCUGAGUUACUCAAAUCGAUCUAGGAAGAAGUAUUUCUCCAAUUAUCAAUUUGUAUAAGUAUUUAUAUCAUGCCGCGUGUGAUUUUGCAUGCGACAAAAAGAAAAUGGUCUAAAUUUCGGAAAAUACGCAAUCGAAUCAACAGGAUUUUCAAACUUUUCGUGGUUCUAUUUUGAACGAUGUUCCUUCGACUAUUCAUCUUGGUCGCAUUUCUUUGUCGCAAAGUGAAUGUUGGUAAGCUCGAAAAAGAUACUAAAAUUUGGGGAGCUUAUUUAUAAUUUUGCUGCACAUUCCAUACCAUAGGGAAAAAAAUGGUGAUUUCGUUUUUUCCUUCUCCCGACUCGGAGAUGAACCGGAAACUGCAGCUAUCUAAGAGGCGUCGUCGUCGUGACCCGUGUGUCGGAAGUGCCUGGGACGAGGGAGCGAAGCAUUUUAAUCAGAGGGUGGUUAUAAGAAGAAGAAGAAAAAGAUUAUUGCUUGACUUUUGCGAAAUGGGUUGGAUAGCGGAAUCCCGCGUAUUGUCUCCGAUGCGUGCUUGAAAGGAAAUUAGGAUUUUAUUCUUUUCCGUGCAUGAUUAAGCAGUUGAACUACGAUUAUCUGUGGGUGUGAUGGCCGGAAAAUUGGAUUCUCUGGAAAAUGCUUUCAUCCUUGAGGUAAAAUGCGUUCAGUAAUCUCUUGGUGUACUAUCAGCGAUGUUUGGAAGUGCCUGUUUACUUGGUGAAUCAGAAGGGACUGAAGUACAGUACUGUAAAACCAUUUAAACUCAGUUUACGGGAAACUUGAAAAAAAAAGUACUUCGAAAGCCCGAUUAAUCGGUGAUUUUGUGUAUUUCUUUUUACACUUCUGAUUUCCCCGCGGUAUUUUCGUGUUUUUUCCUGAAUUGAACGUUUUAUUUUGAAGGAUUUCGUUUACUAAAGCCCAUUAUUGGUACGUUUUCAGGAUAUUUCGCCAAUGGAAUGUAUCACUGUUUAUCAAGCCUUGAAGACCUCUGUGAAAUCAAUUUAUCAUGCCUGAUUUCGCGAUUUUGCCCUUUAUUUGAAAGAAUGAUUUUUCUCAAGAGACAGCCGUCUUUAGGGGGGCUUUGAUUUCUUCGUGAAAUAAUUUUUUCCCGUUUUCCAACUUGAAAGAAAUCCAAAUAGAAUUGUUAAAUGCAAAGUUUUAAUCCCUCGUUAGAAUUCUUUCUGUCGAAGCUUUUGACGAUAUUGGCAUUUUUUGUUUGAGAACGAUUGCCUUGCUGAUGAAAUGUGAAAUAUCUUGGCGGAAUCACUUUAUCUUUUUCAUUGCGAGAUUGAUUUUCCAGGGGAGAGGAGUUUUUUUUUUUUUUCGAUGUGUUUAUUUCAUAGAAGUGGUUUUCUGGCGGUGUGAAAACUUCUUCGUGAAUUAACAGUCUGUGUGAAAUCAGGGAAUCUAUGUAAUCUUUUCUCUAUUUCAUUAAUCAUAAAUUAAAUGAAAGAUGAUCGAAUUAUUCUAUGAACUGAUUUUACGGAUCUUGGCGUUUCGUCGUGGAUAACUUUCUUGUCGACCUUUUUAACAAAAUCAUUUUGUCUUUGUGUCCCACGAGUUUAUCGUUCAUCCUAGCAGAUGAUUUAUUCAUUUGGUUUAUGUUUUCGUUCGGAGGUGUACGAAAUUUCUUCGGGAAUUUAUUUGCUGAUGUCGAACGUGAAAUGAGUCGACGGAAUCCAUCUCAUCACAUCAUCCUGCGAUGUUAUCCUUCUUUGAAAGAAUUGAUUUUUUAAGGGAUUUAUUUUGCCGGAGCGUUUGGCGGUAUUCGGAUUUCUUCGUGGAUUAAGUGUCUUGCUGUUGUCAAACGUGAGCACGGAAAAGAAAAGGGAGGUCACGGGACCGUCGUUAGCUUGGAAA